Colius striatus (speckled mousebird) is the source of this 3308-nucleotide messenger RNA. RefSeq names its product peroxisomal biogenesis factor 5 (gene PEX5). Gene Ontology annotation, molecular function: protein binding. The record is from RefSeq and is a predicted model, not a curated record. Gene Ontology annotation, cellular component: peroxisomal membrane; cytosol. Lineage: Eukaryota; Metazoa; Chordata; Aves; Coliiformes; Coliidae. Gene Ontology annotation, biological process: protein import into peroxisome matrix, docking. The transcript is spliced from 14 exons. The coding region runs from base 615 to 2435 and encodes 606 amino acids.
GGGGCUCUGCCGACUUGCGCCGUCUCCCCGCCCAGGGCGAGGAGUUGCCGGGCCGGGCUGUGCCGGGCGUCCUGCCGCCCGGGCAGCUGGCGGGAGGGGCGGGCAGGGACGCGGGGCUCGCUGGAGAGGCCGCGGCCUUGCCCUCUUACCGAGUGGGUGUCGCGGGCACGGGCAGGGUGGAGGGAGCUGUAUGCAGUAUCCCGCUCCCGGCCUGUGAGGUCCCGCUCCUCGGAGCGGUGGCUUUUCCUGGUCGGGGCAGCUGAGCCCGGGUAUGUGCUCGGUCGCGCGGGGAGUUGGAGCCGUGGCGGUAUGUCUCUGAGCCCGGCCCUCGCUCGUCCAGGCGCUGGCCCGAGCUCGGGGCCUCUCUGCCCGGGCAGACGCGGGGGCGGGGGGCUGGGCGGACGGGCGGCCUUUCCCCACAGGCUCCCGGGCCCACAGCGGAGGUGAAAGUUGGCGGGUGGCCGCUGAGUCGGGACAAGAGGACUCCGGCAGCCGGUGGCUCCCGGUAGCCGGACAGUCCGCCCGGCACUCAUCUGUGUCUGUGCCCCUCCUGGGGCCAGGUGCAGGCCCGGUGGGGUUUGGCGCCGGCCUUCCCGCCCUCCCAGCCGGGCGCCAUGGCCAUGAGGGAGCUGGUGGAACCGGAGUGCGGGGGCUCCAAUCCCCUCAUGAAGCUGGCCGGCCACUUCACCCAAGACAAAGCUUUGCGACAGGAAGGACUUCAGGGCCCGCUGGCCUGGCCCCAUGGCGCUCCCGGAGCUGCAGCUGUAUCCAGACCACUGGGAGUGGCCACUGAAGAUGAGCUGGUUGGAGAGUUCCUGCAAGAGCAGAAUGCCUCUUCAUUAUCUCGUGCACCCCAGACCUUUAAGAUGGAUGACCUAUUGGCUGAGAUGCAAGAGAUUGAACAGUCAAACUUCCGACAGGCCCCUCAGCGAGCUCCAGGUGUGGCAGCCUUGGCACUGUCUGAAAACUGGACCCAGGAAUUUUUGGCUGCAGCAGAUAGUGCUGGUGAUGUCUCUUCAGAUUACAAUGAGGCUGACUGGUCACAGGAGUUCAUCGCUGAAGUGACAGAUCCACUGUCUGUGUCUCCUGCCAAGUGGGCAGAAGAAUACCUAGAGCAGUCAGGGGAGAAGCUGUGGCUUGGGGAAUCGGAAGACCAGUCUUUGGCAGAUAAAUGGUAUGAGGAAUAUCAGCCUGAGGAUGACCUGAAGAAAACUGUUAGUGAUUUCCUUGCUAAAGUGGAUGAUCCAAAGCUCAAGAAUUCUGAGGGGGCAUCCGAUGCCUGGGUGGAUCAAUUUGCACGAUCUGGGAGCAUGUCAACUCUUGAUACGGAAUUUGAGCAGGCAAAGACUGCUGUGGAGUCAGAUGUGGACUUCUGGGACAAACUUCAGGCAGAAUGGGAGGAAAUGGCCAAGAGAGAUGCAGAGGCUCACCCUUGGCUCUCUGAUUAUGAAGAACUCAGCUCCUCCUCAUAUGACAAGGGUUACCAGUUUGAGGAAGAUAAUCCUAUGAGAGAUCACCCGGGUGCCUUUGAAGAGGGGCGUAAGCGCUUGGAAGAAGGUGACCUCCCCAAUGCUGUCUUGCUCUUUGAGGCUGCGGUGCAACAGAAGCCAGAUCACAUGGAGGCCUGGCAAUAUCUGGGAACCACCCAAGCAGAGAAUGAACAGGAGCUUUUGGCAAUCAGUGCCCUCAGACGGUGCUUGGAGCUGCAGCCUGGGAACCUCACGGCGCUCAUGGCCUUAGCAGUCAGCUUCACCAAUGAGUCCUUGCAGAAGCAGGCGUGUGAGACCCUGCGGGACUGGCUGCGCCAUAAACCGGACUAUGCCCACCUGCUGGAGAAGGAGUUGGAGGAGAAUGUUUCAGGGACAAACCUGGGGCCUGCCAAGCGUGUCCUGGGUUCCCUGCUGUCUGACUCACUCUUCAUGGAGGUAAAAGAGCUGUUCUUGGCAGCAGUGCGCAGCAACCCCUCGACCGUGGAUCCUGAUGUUCAGUGUGGUUUGGGCGUCCUUUUCAACCUGAGUGGCGAGUAUGAGAAGGCUGUGGAUUGCUUCAGUGCUGCGCUCAGUGUGCGCCCCAACGACCAUCUUUUAUGGAACAAGCUUGGUGCCACGCUGGCUAAUGGGAAUCGGAGUGAGGAAGCUGUGGCUGCUUAUCGUCGAGCGCUGGAGCUACAGCCAGGAUACAUUCGCUCUCGCUACAACCUGGGCAUCAGCUGCAUCAACUUAGGUGCCCACCGUGAGGCUGUGGAGCACUUCUUAGAGGCUUUGCAUAUGCAGCAGAAGAGCCGAGGUCCACGGGGGCAGCAAGGCGCUAUGUCUGACAACAUCUGGAGCACCCUCCGCAUGGCUCUCUCCAUGCUGGGACAGAGUGACCUGUAUGCGGCAGCAGAUGCCCAUGAUCUUCCUACGCUGCUUCAGGUGUUUGGCCUCCAGCAGUGACUCCGGGAUGGGCUCCCUUGCGAGUGCAGGGUUGGCCCAGCUCAGCAGUGACCUUCCUUGGAGAGAAAACAUUCAGUAGGUUUCACAAGUAUCUUCGCUCUGGUAGGGCAGAUCGCCUCAGCUUUUUUUCAAGGACCUCCCGCUGAAGUGUGCAACUUCCUCUACCUGUCUGUUGUGGCCUGAGCAUCUCUGCACAGUUCACAUUAUCACCUCCGUGGCCGACUGACGCUCUGCUGGUUCGCAGAUUAUCAAAGCGGGGAAGCCCUCUUGCCAGACUGUUUGCAGUAUUGCCCAGCUUGGCUGUGAGAUUAGAAUGGUUUAGGAGCUGUUCUGCAGGGACUGCCCACGGGACGUGUGUGGGGUGCAGGUUCCUUCGGUGGAGGGGGAGUGCCAUUUGAUGAAAGGGUGAAAAAUUCUGGGUUAUGAGCAUGCUUCCCCCAUGUAUGUGCUUGCAUGUGUGUAUGUGUGGGUUGUGAGGGGAAAAAUGGCUUCUGGGUACCGAUAACUUCAUGGUACAGCCAAAUACUAAGUUUCUCAGUGUCUCUUCAUGAACCUUUUAAGAGCAGAUAUGGGGCGAAGCCCCUUACCCUGUCACAGUAAGAGGAGAUCCCAGAAUUCAGACUUGAGGGAGUGUGAUAGGAAUAAAGUCUCAAAUAUAGGCUCCCCUCCCAGAAUAAGAUGGGGAAAGGGUCAAGUCUCAAUUUUCACUUGAUCGUCUGCCGUUGUUUUCCUUUGUGCAGAAGUUCCCUGUCUUGCGUGUAACUGAAUCUUGUUAAUUAUAAAUAUCUGUAUAUGAUUCUAUUGGGGAAAAUGUUUUUUAAUUGUAAAGUAUUUUGUACAAUAAAGGGGGGAGAAUUAAGACUGCCAAAAUGA